Messenger RNA from Cladocopium goreaui, 1664 nucleotides. The record is from the annotation of a GenBank genome assembly. NCBI's taxonomy places the organism in Eukaryota, Dinophyceae, Suessiales, Symbiodiniaceae.
GACUCCCGGUGUUUCAGCACCGCAAUGCCUGGGGGUGAACUCGCCCAGUCUGAUCGGAGAUGAUCCAGACGCGGCACAGCGCCGUCUUGGCCACGCUGGCCCUGUUGCUGUUGCCGCUACUGCUGCUGGAGCUCCUGCUGUAUUUCCUCCUCUUCCUAGCGCUGCUGCUGGCCUUCCUUCUCCUCCAUCGAAAGACGACCGGGACCGCGGCGGUGACAGGGACUGCGACCUGCGCUGAUGCGAAGGCUCGCAGCACCGCUUCCAUCCUGCGCGAGCUGCGCCGGGGUCGCUUUCGGCGCAGCGCAGCGGCGGUGGUGCAGGAGGUGAUGUCCGCCGACCUUCCCGAAGACCUACUUGUGGCCGAGGAGCUGGUUGCGGAGGUGUGCCAGACGCUGGAAGUCUGCGACUUCAGCUCAAAGGUGUUGAGGGACCUCCAGAGAUCUCUUGGAGAAAGUUGUUUGUACCUUUCCGGUGGUGGCAUGCUAGGCAUGUACCACUUGGGUACGGUGCGCCGUUUGCUGGAGGAAGAUCUGAUGCCCCAACACCUCUGUGGCACGUCGGUGGGAUCCAUCGUGGGUGCAUAUGUGGCCACGCGCACGGACGACGAACUGAGAAGGGAGCUGACGGACUUGGACGGACUCCAGGAGUGGUACCGACAGAUGGGUCCUUUGGAGGGGCCUUUUCCUGUCCAAUAUUGGGAAGUCGUGGUGCGCGUGCUGUGGCGAGGCUACAUCUAUGACUACAUGAAUCAGUACAAGAACCAGGCGACCUUCGUCUCCAAUGCUUUGACCUUCGCGGAGGCGUAUCAGCGCACCGGCAGGAGCUUCACCAUCACCUGCACGCCGGUGUCGGGUGGUCCCGUGGUGCUGCUCAACAGGCACACGGCGCCAAAUGUGAUGAUCGCAUCUGCCAUUUGUGCCUCAUCCUCCAUGCCGAUGUUGGUGGAGGCAGUACGCUUGCUGGAAAAGGCGCCGGACGGCUCGUUGCGGCCCUGGUCAGGCAGCAGCGAACUCAUGCGUGAUGGCACCAUGCUGGCUGACUCGCCAUGCGAGCAGAUGCAGCGCUGGAAUCUGCGGUGGUCUAUCGUCUCUCAGGUGAAUCCACACGUCGUCCCAUUUUCGAUGCCCUUCGUCCUAGCAAAGCGCAUCAGCCAAUUUUCCGGCGUUUUCGCGAGUCGAUUGACAUCGGCAGAGGGAUGGCUAAGAAGGUGCAUUUGGAGCACGCUCCGAAGUUUUCAGGGCUGGAGCACUUUGCCAAGGGAAGGUUCGUGGAUCUCACAGCUAUUGUUCCAAGACUACUUUGGAAACGUGAACAUCAUUCACUAUGAGAUGCGCUUCAGAGACUACCUCCGUUUGAUCAAGAACGAAACCAGCUUGGAAGAUUUCCGAAACAAGGUCCAUGCAGCUGCCUGUUGCAGUGACAGGGAACUGCCCCGGCAACGACUGCGUAAAAAAAUGGAGGCGGCUCUGGAGGCUGCCCUGUUGCGUCGGAGCUUCUGUGAAGAUGGAAGCGACUGCGUUGGAUCGCGUAGCCUACGAUCUCGCAGAAUUGCAGGGCGCCGUGAGCGGCGAGUAUGAGAGGCGCACGAGACGGGCGUGGAGUUCCCAUCUGGGCGACGGGCGAAAGCAUUCACUACAGGCAUCAUGGCCUGAUGCAAACCCGUG